Messenger RNA from Scaptodrosophila lebanonensis, 1080 nucleotides. RefSeq names its product peroxisome biogenesis factor 10 (gene Pex10). The record is from RefSeq and is a predicted model, not a curated record. NCBI's taxonomy places the organism in Eukaryota, Metazoa, Arthropoda, Insecta, Diptera, Drosophilidae. Gene Ontology annotation, molecular function: zinc ion binding. Gene Ontology annotation, cellular component: peroxisomal membrane. Gene Ontology annotation, biological process: protein import into peroxisome matrix. The coding region runs from base 61 to 963 and encodes 300 amino acids. The transcript is spliced from 2 exons.
CCGUUGAAUAAACAUUGGCAUCGGAUAAUGUAAUAAAAUAUCUGUAAAACUGCACUCGAUAUGAAUUUUCGUAACGCACGCGCCCGCCAGCCAGAAAUUGUGCGCUCGGUUCAGAAGGAUGCUCGUUAUACGAAUGAACUUGCCGAGGAUUUGUCGGACGUACUGCGUCUAAGCGGGCCGCGGAACUGGAUAAAGUACAAUCAGCUGUGCAAGCUGCUAGCGGAGCUCAGCUACCAUGGUUUUGCGUCGCUAAACAAUCUACAGACCCUUGGCGAGGAGUAUACGGGCAUUAUACAGGUUGAUGGCGAAUUUAAGCAGAUACCCAGUCGAGUGUUACAACUGCUGGCUAUUGUGUUGGAGUUCGGUGGUGAUGCGCUGUUCGUCCGCUUAUUGCAAAAACUGGAGCUCUAUGUAGCCCAUCAUGAGGAAAUUGUGCCGGAGGCAAAGCAGCAACUGCAGAAAUUGAUACGGCAACUGCACCAUUCUCCCAGUUACAUAAAGGCCCUGCACAAAUCCCUCUUCUAUCUGAAAGCCGGCAGAUAUCAGCUAUCCAAGCGUGUUACGGGUAUUAAUUACGUGCUCAUACGACAUUGGCUGCAGCCGGAAUUCUCGCUGUACGGAUACAAGAUUCUGGGCAUCAUUACAUUCCUACAGGUCAGCGUAUCGCUGGCCAUUAGCAGCUGGGAUGCAUGGAAAGAGCACAAACGUCACCAACUGGAAGCCCUCAAGCAGAGCAGCAAGCGUUUUCUUCAGCGCGCCGAAAGCUCAAAUUCGAAGCCGGUAGCGAAUGCUCCACAGUGUAUUUUGUGCCUGGAAGUUCGAUGUAAUACCAGCCUCACACCGUGCGGACAUCUCUUCUGCUGGAGUUGCCUGCUAGACUGGCUGGACGAACGUGAAGAGUGUCCCUUGUGUAGGGAGACUCUAAAAAAGUCCCAAGUCAUACAACUGCAGAAUUUUGCCUAAGGGCCCCCAUUUGGCCCUGAAUGUUUUUCAUAUUUAAGGUUCAUACUUGUACAUACCAAUUAAUUAAAACUGAAUUACAUUUUCAGGUUUAAUAAAUGAAUUUAUUUAUAUCAUUUA